Gymnodraco acuticeps is the source of this 2997-nucleotide messenger RNA. RefSeq names its product chromobox homolog 7a (gene cbx7a). The record is from RefSeq and is a predicted model, not a curated record. Lineage: Eukaryota; Metazoa; Chordata; Actinopteri; Perciformes; Bathydraconidae. Gene Ontology annotation, biological process: negative regulation of transcription by RNA polymerase II. Gene Ontology annotation, cellular component: PRC1 complex.
AGGUUCCUACGCAACGGAGGGGCGGUACGCAGGACUUAAAGCAGCGCGCGGCGUGUCCUCUCCUGUGUUGAUGUGUCGCACUCGCAGAUUUCAGGGAGGCAGGUUCAGGGAGUUUUUGGAGAGAGGAAAGAGAGAGAAACAGAAAUCGGAGCAGCAGCAGUGACACUUUCCGGUCAUAUAACUAUUUUUGUUUCGGCACUUCUCAAAUAAACCAGCAGAGACCCCGUUGUUGUUUGGAGCGAUGGAGCGCUCAUCGAUAGGACUCAUAGGAGACCAAGUGUUUGCUGUGGAGUCAAUAACUAAGAAGAGAGUGAGAAAGGGUAAUGUGGAGUAUCUUCUGAAAUGGCAAGGAUGGUCCCCAAAAUACAGUACUUGGGAACCAGAGGACAAUAUUUUGGACCCGCGCCUCGUCCUGGCCUACGAAGAGCAUCAGGAGAAGAUCAGAGCUCUGGCGUACCGGAGGAAAGGUCUCAGACCCAGGAGGCUCCUCCUGCGGAACAUCUUUGCCAUGGACCUCCGAAGUGCAAGCAAGGCCUCGGAGAAACCCCCCCCUCGAUUGCGACUCUCCCUCACCCGAUCCAUGAGUACAGAUGUGGACCAGGGUGAACGAGGCAGUCUGUACCGACGUCUGGCCCGGAGGAAGAGCAGACAGAGGGUGUCCAUAUGUGGGUCUGAUGGACCCUCAAAGAAAGAUAUCCUCCCCCAGAAGAAGAGGAGAGUGGAACCCAUUGAGGAAGACUGGAGUGGCACCAGCGAAGAAGAGAAGCAAGAUUCCGAAAGCAUCACAGAGGAGACGUGUGAAGACAGUUUCUAUGAGUGCAGCUCCCCACCCUUGCUGGAGCGAGAGGACUUCGAGACUGAGGAGGAGGAGGAGAAGUCGGACACCGAGCUGGCAACGGUGAGCACAGAAACAUGGACUGACAGAUCGGGAGGAUGGACGUCGGAAACGAUUGAAACCGUUGUGUGCGACCAAUCAAAAGACAGUGAUUCAACGCCCAAGGCUACACUGGACGAUGAGGUUUCCGUGGAGUCAGAUUGGUUCAAAAGUGAGGAUGAAGUAGAGUCGGAGUGUCCCAAAUUGGAGUGCAGCGUUUCUCGACGCGACAACACAACUUCGGUGAUAGUGAGUCUCCGAGGGAGCAGCGACACUACAUUCUCCACCACUGAGGAGCCGGCGAAUAAGAAGGAAGAAGGUAGCGACAAUCAGAGCGAAACGGAAACAACGCCUGCUGAUCCCGCUGAGGAUGAACAUCCCAGAAAGGUGAUAUCUACUGACGUGACGAUCAACUGUCUGACGGUGACGAUUAAAGAAGCCCCGAUGGCCAAAGGCUUCUUCAAGGGCUGUUAAAGGUUGAGAUAAAAGAGAUUCAAAUAACCAUAAGUAGACUUGCCACUCAUUUUAUACGUGUAAAUAGUCGUGUUUGUUAGUUAAGUUCACACGUUUACAAAGAUACACUCAUAUCCUACUGAGUUCACUGAAGACAUUGUUGCCUUUAAAUAAAUAAAUCAUUUUAUUAUUGUGGCGCAUAUAUAGAGUGGUGCAGUAAUAGCGAAUUUCUGCAGGCCGACAUGGAAGUUAGCAUUGCGAGAGUUUCUCCCUGACAAAAAGCCAAUGGGAUUUUUACAUUGGAAUUUAAAAUGUUCCAGAAAAUAAGAUCCAUGGCGAACACAUUUUUAUGAUACUUAUACAUUUUAUUCAGCAGGAUAAUCCCUGAAUACUAAUGGCACUUUAUGAUAUUACAAGCAUUAUGCAAUCUCCAGAAGUAAGAAGCUAACGUUAGCUUCAAACGAACCAUGACAUUACGUCUCCACCGCUAAGCUAACGGCUGCUAAAGUUGACGUUAAGUAGUCUUUUUUAGACUCUUCUUAACAAUCACUGACAAAUAAGGGCUUCAGAAAUGUACCAGUGGUGUAUUUACUGAAGUAUUUUGAAGCGUAAAUGCAAUCGCCAGAAGAAAAACACUAACUUUAGGCUGAAAACAAACUACAGCAUGGUCACAUGACUUCAAAAACAAACCAUACAAAUCUCUUAAACUAGUUUUUUUUAUACCACCGAGCAUAAUUGAGGCAUUCAACCACAAUUACGUUAGAAAUACCGUUGAGUUUUAAAUGAGGGAAACCAGAAGCGUUAAAAUGCUGACUGGUUUCAGGACUCAUUCCUGCACCACUCUAUCAGGCGCGAUAGGAAGCCAGAGGCCCCAAAAAUAUCCUCAAAUCAUCCAUAGCACUCCAGAGGAAUACAUAGAUCUCAGUGGCAGGUUUCAUUCCAGGCGUCGCCUGGACUACUGACUGACAGCAUAUGUAACAGUGCACAUUACUACUUCCAUGCAGCAGCUACUUAUAUUCCAGUCGUCCUCAGUGCUUUCCAGCAAGGCGCUCAAAUCUGUUCUCGGGGCCUGUUUCAGUCGCCUCUUUUCUUACGAAUAACGUUUUGUAGAGAUGUUGCUCUAUUCUUUAUGUGUUCCAGUAUUCACAGAGAGAUUCCUGCAUGCCCUGCUGUCAGUCUGUGCCGCACAGAGCACUGUCCUGCGGUCUGUUGAAGGGGUUUAUUUCUGUCACAAAAGACAUAAAACAAAAAGGAAAUAAAUGAAUGUCUGCCUCUUAGAUGAAGUUCUGCAUUUCAAGGAGGCGAAGAUGCACAACAUUAAGUACACAGUUGUGUUUGCUGUCGUCUGUCCUUUUGCUUUUAAAGCAUGAAAUACUUCCUGGUUCUAUUUUUGUAUUACCAAUUGAUAGUCCAAUCUUUUCACUAGCCUUUGUGUAUUUCAAAAGAGGAGAUAUCAGUUUACACCGCCGCUGCUCCGAUGUGUAAUAAAGGAAGCAAAUGUGCAUUAGGUUCGACCGUAAUGACCAUGUAUUUAUUGCAUGUCACAUGUAUAAGCUAAACUAACUUAUGUCACUUACUUUCUCUGACAAAGAUAAACUGUCAAACAUAUUGUCUUCUCUUGAAAAAUGUAUUUUUAUUUCGACAUUUCCAAUAAAUAUGUAUUAAAAUAA